AUGAUUAUGUUUAGAUUUUCACGAUUUUUCUCAACUUAUCGGCAGCCAAGACCUCAUAUAGACAUAAACUCUUCUUUAAGCAUACUUAGAGACCCAAAUUCAUACACCACAAAUACAAGCUCUGUUAUUAGAGCAUUGAGCGAUUUAGGAAGAUCUACACAACUGUAUCAAAACAAGAAUAUUGAAUGAUCCAGUAAGCCUGAAAUAGUUAGCGCUUCUAACUCCCUCGUUAGCUUAUAUUUUCAUUAAAGAAUCGGAGUAUUUUAAAAAUAACUGAAUGGGAAAAUCAAAUUUAUUUAUAAAUUUCUACUGUAGGAUUAUUGCUGUUUAAUAGAAUGAGCUAGAUAUUUCAUGAUUGCAUGCCAAACUGUUAUUUUUAAAAAAAAAAAUUUUUUCUGCUAACAAUUUUCCAAAAAUUUCGUCUUAAUGGUUUUAUUUAUUAACAAGCAGGAAUAAGUCAAUUCCAGCAAUUAUUGAUAAUCUAGAUCUAGAGUCAUCCGUAGCUUUAAUCAAAUGCUGUGGACAAUUAGGGAUGGACAAUAAUGAUUUAUGAAAUGCAAUCGAAAGGAAAAUUAUUUUAAAGCAUUAUAAAACCAUAAAAUCCAGCGAAGCUAGUGAAAUCGUUACAGCUCUACAAAAACUGAGAAAAGGAUCCGCAAGAGUCUGAAAUUGCUUGGAAAGCACAAUAAUUACAAAAUUCUGUGAGAAAAACGAAAUUACAGCCAAAGAAGCAACUGAUAUUUUGGUAGCUUAUAGAAAAUCAGAGCAUGGCAGUGAACAGCUUGUACAAUCUUUAGAGCAACAACUUAUAAGAAAUGCAAGCCAAAUCAACUCUUACGAUAUAUGAAAAAUUAUGCUGGUUUAUGGGCAGCUAAACUUAGGCAGUGACGAAUUUUAUGCCAGAUUGGAAACCCAAAUCAAAGCGAUUUGUUCUACUUUUAACACUUUAGGAGCUGUAAUAACCCUUGAUACCUACAUAAGGCAAGCCAAAGGCUCCCAGGAACUCUACCAAUCCCUUGAAAAUGAAAUUUCUCAUAGGCUUAAAGCUGAAUUAAACUUAGAAAAUAUUUCGAGCUUAAUGUACACUUAUGCCAUGAAUUUCACAAAAGAAUCUCAAAAUAUUGAAAAUAGAAAAAAUUUUAUAAAGGAUUUGGAGACUAUUUUAUGUGAAAGAUAUAGCUCAAUUGCCCAUGAAAAGGCAAGAGAAAGGGAUUAUAACAUUGGGAAAUGCGCAUGGGCUAUCUCCAAGCUUGAUAUGCCUACUGAUUUGAGGCUUUGGAAUAUAAUUUUCAAAGAAAUGAAAGAAAAAGGCUGGGAAAGCAAUGAAAAAUUUAUAUUUUUUAUGCGUGAAAUUAAGCCUUAUUUAAAAAGAAAUAGUUUAAUUUAG
Messenger RNA from Blepharisma stoltei, 1387 nucleotides. NCBI's taxonomy places the organism in Eukaryota, Ciliophora, Heterotrichea, Heterotrichida, Blepharismidae. The record is from the annotation of a GenBank genome assembly.